This is a messenger RNA of Panonychus citri (citrus red mite), 1848 nucleotides long. RefSeq lists its product as uncharacterized. The record is from RefSeq and is a predicted model, not a curated record. Bases 1 to 1848 code for a protein of 615 amino acids. The transcript has a single exon. NCBI's taxonomy places the organism in Eukaryota, Metazoa, Arthropoda, Arachnida, Trombidiformes, Tetranychidae.
AUGGAACAAGAUAAUAAUAAAUACGAUACGGUUGAUGAUUUCAUUUUAUCAACCAUUUUACAUGACGUUCCGCUACUUGUACAUAAAAUUGAGAAAUUUCACAAUUUGGAUACUGCGGCAGCCUACGAAAAACUAAAGCAAGAGUUUGUUCUAAUUGUUAGAAGUGAAGAUGAGUUCGGCAGAAGACUUCAUGAUGCAGUUUUCGAUGCGGAUGUGGUUAAAGAAGGUAAAGAUUUUGUGAAAGCUUACGAAAAUUGUGUUUUGGAGCAAAAAAAAUUGUUAGAUGAUUUUAAUUCCAUAAAAUUGGCGUUGAAUACAAUAAAGAUAGAAAGGGAAGAGAUAGUUAGUGAUAUGAAAAAUAAUUUUAGUCAAAAACUUGAAAUCAUUGAAAACGAAAAGAAAUCUUUUGUUCAAAAGUUGAUUGAAUUAUUGAAAUUGUAUAAUAUGGUACUAGAUCGAAAUGUAAGUGAAGAAAAUUACACACAGACAGGUGAAAGCAUUAACGUUUUAUUGAGAAGUUUGAAGAAUGAAGACCUGGAAAAUUUAUUUACAAACAUAAACCACAAUAUCAACUAUCUUCAUUGUAGUUUGCGUUCGCAAACUCAGCCCUGCUAUCAGGCAUGUGUCAGUAUGGACACCCAAACAUCCAAAGACCAGACAAAAGUUGAUGCUGCGACAUCAACGUCUGCUGAGUUUAUAAUUGGAAAAGUUGUGUUAGAAAAAAAAAUCGAAGAACUUAGAACAACUCUUGGUGUUUGCGAAAAAAAACGAGACAAAAUCAUGAAAAACUAUUCAGAAAAAACAACAAAAUUAGCAACAGCUGAGGUUGAAAUUGAAACACUGAGGAAACAGUUGAAAGAGUGUGAGGAAAAUAAAAUCAAAACGCAAUCACAAAAAGUUGUGAAUAAAUCCGUUGCAACAGAGACUGUCAUUCUGCCUGUUCAAAAAGAAUUCAACGGCAAAAAUAUUGAAUGCUAUGAAUCAAAACAAAAUUAUGAUCCACAAAAGAGUAUUGAAGAUAAUUUACGAGGUAAAGAUGAGAAAGGAAAGAAAAUUCUGAUUGAACAACUAAUACUCGCUUUCAAUAAAAUAUUUGAAUAUGAAAAAUUAGAAAUCCGGCAUAUUAAUGUAAAUACAACAGAUAUCGUUACAAAAGUAGAAAUUUACCGUGAAAUCUUGGCUAACAUUGAUACUGAUGCAUUACCACUUUUGCAUGUAUCACAAAAUGCUAUUAAAAAUAUCAUAACAUUAGGUUAUCUGAAAUCGUUAAUUGAAUCUAACGAAGAAGCCGAAAAAGAAGGAUUUUCACUUUCAUCACAAGAUAAACAAUAUAUAACUAAAAUGAAUCUGAUUCUGAAUAAACGGCUGGAACAGAUUAAGAAUAUCGACGCUGGUUACUCUGCUCACACUGAUGAUACACAAGAUACUUUAGUGAAACUUUCGAUCUAUUCAAGUUUCUAUAGAAUGCUCGAAAAUAACUACAUCAAUAGUACAGGCGUUGCUAGCAAGUUAACAAGAGUCUCAACCAAUUCAAUAGAGAAUCAAACAAAGCAGAUAGCUGUUAUUGAUGCAUACAGUCAAACGGAGAUACAACAGAAAACAGGCGGAAAGGUUGAAGAAAAAGGACAAGCUAACCAGUCAAUACCAAGAAUACGUCAACCCAACGAGAAAAGGAAAGCCACUGAUUAUACUGAACUGACUCUGCAAAAGUCAAAACAAACAAAAAAAGAUGAUCUUGUUAAUCCGAAUAAUGUUGAUGAUGAAUUGCAAAAAGCAAUAGAUUCUAUUACAACAUCGCAAGAAGAUGUUGAAUUUGAAAUAGAUAAAAAUGAGUCAAUUGAAUUUUAA